This is a messenger RNA of Erigeron canadensis, 2753 nucleotides long. RefSeq lists its product as uncharacterized. Gene Ontology annotation, cellular component: plasma membrane. The record is from RefSeq and is a predicted model, not a curated record. Bases 82 to 2526 code for a protein of 814 amino acids. Lineage: Eukaryota; Viridiplantae; Streptophyta; Magnoliopsida; Asterales; Asteraceae. The transcript has 14 exons.
ACAUUUCUAAAUUUUCAUGGUUUCUAUCAACCUGUGAUUAUUCGGAGGAACACUAAAUUUAAGUGAGACAAACAGAUUCACAUGGCCCUGGAAUCCCAUGAUUCGAUUCUGGGUCUUCUUUAUUUCAUUAAAUUUUACCUUUUUAUUAGUUUUUGUUUUUUUACUACUACUAUAGCUCUUUCAUAUGAAGAUAAUUCUUUCACAAUUUCAAGAUUUACUUACAGUAAAACUUCACUCGGACCAUAUGAUUGGCGUUAUAUCAGAGUUGAUUUACCUACAUCAUUUUCUUUGGUGACUAUCGCUUUAGAGUCUGAUGUAAACCUUGAUAAAAGUUAUGUUAAGAAAGCAAACAGCUAUAAUCUACCAAUGUUGUGCAUUCGUGAAGGCAGCCCCCCUUUGCCUGAUGCAUAUAACACCUCUUUAAGUGGUUUAGUGUUGGAUCCUGUAUCUAAUGAAUCUUUGGGUACGGAAAGCCUUCAAUUUGCCGAUAAAUGUUAUCCCAUGCAGAAAAAUAUUCUAUUAAGACUCACAAACGAGCAGAUUUCUCCAGGAGUAUGGUACUUUGGGCUAUUUAAUGGCAUCGGAUCAAUGAGGACACAAGGAAAGAUGAUAAAUCGAGGGUCAGGUUAUUCUUUCAGUGGAAAUGUUAGCGUUGAAGGGUGUAUAGGCCCAUCUAUCUCAGGCCAGUUCUGUAACCAAACCAUCGACCAACUCUCUUGCGUUGACCAGAAUUCAACUCAAGUCAAUGUUGUUUCUUGUAGGAACAACAAUGAAAGCUCAUGUAGUGAUCCAAAUGAAGCAAAAGUCUAUGCUUUGGACUUGCUCGGACUUUAUGAUGAAGCAAUUAUUUCAAUUGUGAACAUCGAAGUUAACCAAAGUCAACUUUCAAAUGGGGCAAGCAAUUAUAGUAGUAUCAGCUUAAUGUGUUAUGUUCGGCAUGGUGCCAUGCCAUCGUCAUCUAUUCAUGAUUAUUCAGGGAACAUCAUUGAUGCCCCUUUGGCUAUACAAUCGCCCAAAGUUGGUCGGUGGUAUAUAACCAUUUUGCCCCUGGACCUCUCAAAUGGAACGAUGGGGAACAUGAAGGCUUGCUAUUCGUUGCUGUGGCAAAUGCGUCAAUGUCCUCAAAAUAAAGCUGGUUUGAACUGUAUGUGGGAACGAUAUAUGCUCCAGACGAUGCUGAGGAAAAAUCCUUCUGUUCCGUUCGAAUCAUAUUAUUUGCCCAUGAACGAUAAAGGAUCUUCUCAUUCAUCUAAUUUCCUUCUUGAGCCUCUUCUUAGCAAUAGUUCGCUUGGUCAAAGUCAACAUUUUGCAUGGACUUAUUUUCUAGUAGACAUCCCAUUGGGUGCAGCUGGAGGAAGCAUUCAUGUUCGAAUAAAUGUGGAUACUAAAUGGAAUCAUGAAAUUUAUGCGUUAUAUGGUGGAUUACCAUUUGAAGAUAAAUGGGAUUACUUCUAUGCCAACACGACUAGUAAUAGUAAUUGUUCUAUGUUUUUUAAGCUGUAUGAUUCAGAUGAGAAACAUAUUGGUUUUUAUAUCGUCUAUGCUAGAGGUGGAACUUGGGGCUUUGGUAUCAAACAUCUCACUUCUUCUCAUCAGAUUCAGAGUCAAAGUACUAUGGCUAUUUCGGUUGAAAGAUGCCCAAAAAGCUGCUCUUCUCACGGGACAUGUCAAAAUGAUGUUGAUAUGAGCGGAUUAUCACUAUACAGCUAUUGUUCGUGUGAUCGUACUCAUGGAGGCUUUGAUUGUAGUGUGGAACUUGUCUCCCAUCGAGGACAUUUAUUGCAAUCAAUUUCACUUAUAGCAUCAAAUGCUGCAUUCGUAUUCCCUGCCUUUUGGGCCCUGCAUCAGAAGGCAUUUGCAGAGUGGGUUCUCUAUACUUCUAGUGGUAUUUCAAGCGGAUUAUAUCAUGCAUGUGACGUUGGCAGUUGGUGCGCACUAUCUUUUCAUGUUUUACAGUUCAUGGAUUUCUGGCUUUCGUUCAUGGCUGUAGUGAGCACAUUUGUAUACUUGGCUGCCAUUAAUGAAUCUUCAAAGAGGACAAUUCAUACGGUUGUUGCCAUUCUUACAGCACUCAUGGCUGAAACUGGAGCAACGAGGUCCUCCAAUAUUGUUCUUGUAAUAGCAAUUGGAGCAAUUGGCCUUCUUGCUGGUUGGCUGAUCGAGUUCUUCACUCAUUAUAAACGAUUCUCGUUUUCUGCAGAACUUUUACUGAAUAUGCUCCAUAGGUGGCAGACAAUCAAAGGAUGGUUUCAUAACCUUGUAAAGACACUUCUUAGACGUUUUCGGUGGUUUUUUGUGCUUGCUGGAUUCAUUGCAUUAGCAAUGGCUGCCAUAAGCUGGAGUCUUGAAUCACCCGAAAGCUACUGGUAUUGGCACAGCAUGUGGCACGUAUCGAUAUACACUUCUUCCUUCUUUUUUCUCUGCUCAAAGGUGAAUGUAAUCGACUGUGAGAAUCAAGGGUCUACAGGCACAGCGUAUCAGUUGACUCGACAAGAUUCUCUCUCAAGAGGUGAAGACCAACAGUGAAACAUCUAGCUUUUUAGACUAUCAAUAUAUAAAAAAAAUAUACAUUCUUGGCAGUAUAUAUGGGGUGUAGGGAAGGGGAACCGUAAAUGUAAAUGAGAAAGAGAAAUAUGGAUAGAAUUUUCAGAUAAAUGUUGUAUUGUCAUUCAGGUCAACUCAUGGGUCCCUUGUAAAUUCACAAUUAUAUAUACUUCGAUUUAUAGCAUAGAUGCAAUGAGCACAACUUUACA